GGGCCAAAGAGAGUCAAAAGGGUUCAUCUUACAGGACGAAUGGGGAAAUAACUGUGGACAUCAUUUAUUACAGUGCUCCUGUAAGUAGGUCUACAGUGCAACACUAUUGUAAUUACUCAUUAUUGUUACACUGUACCUACAGCAGUGACCAUAACCCUAAGUCACUUUUUAAACAAUUAUUUAGAAUAAAGUUAUUUUUUUAUUACAAAUUAUUUAACAUACAAUCACUUCUUAAUAUGUGUAGAUUUCUUAUAGAUUAUAAUCAACCUCUAUACUUCUAGAGAAAACUACAAUACAGCCCAAUGGCAGCCCAGUUACCAGGUUUGGAACAGAAUACAGAACCUUUUCCAGGUUUGGAACAGAAUACAGAACCUGUUCCAGGUUUGGAACAGAAUACAGAAGCUGUUCCUGGUUUGGAACAGAAUACAGAACCUGUUCCAGGUUUGGAACAGAAUACAGAAGCUGUUCCUGGUUUGGAACAGAAUACAGAACCUGUUCCAAGUUUGGAACAGAACACAGAACCUGUUCCUGGUUUGGAACAGAAUACAGAACCUGUUCCAAGUAUGGAACAGAACACAGAACCUGUUCCAGGUUUGGAACAGAAUACAGAACCUGUUCCAGGUUUGGAACAGAAUACAGAACCUGUUCCUGGUUUGGAACAGAAUACAGAACCUGUUCCUGAUUUGGAGCAGAAUACAGAACCUGUUCCAAGUAUGGAACAGAACACAGAACCUGUUCCUGGUUUGGAACAGAAUACAGAACCUGUUCCAGGUUUGGAACAGAAUACAGAACCUGUUCCAGGUUUGGAACAGAAUACAGAACCUGUUCCUGGUUUGGAACAGAAUACAGAACCUGUUCCUGGUUUGGAACAGAAUACAGAACCUGUUCCUGGUUUGGAACAGAAUAAGCUACAUCGGAUGUAAAUGGAGCUAUGCUUGCAAAGACUGACAGCCCAGGAGAUUGGCAUGAUUGUCACAUCCUGACCAGUGAAAGAGGUCAUUUGCCAUAGUAGUAUGGUCAGGGCGUGGCAGGGGGGUUUGUUUUGUAUAUAUUUUGGGUUUUCUGUUCCUAUGUGGGUUUUUCUAGUAUUCUAUUUCAAUGUUUUGUUUUCCAUGUUUUGGCCGGGUAUGGUUUCCAAUCAGAGGCAGGUGUCUUUCGUUGUCUCUGAUUGGAAGCCAUACUUAGGCAGCCUGUUUUCGUUUGGGGUUUGUGGGUAGUUGUUUUCCGUUUUGUCUGAGUACCUUACAGAACUGUUGGCUGUCGUUUUGUGAUUUUGUUUAAGUGUUCUCAUAAAAUAAAGUAAGAAUGAGCACUCU
Salmo salar (Atlantic salmon) is the source of this 1316-nucleotide messenger RNA. It is a transcript of the gene tsep, whose product is annotated as TsetseEP. The record is from RefSeq and is marked provisional. NCBI's taxonomy places the organism in Eukaryota, Metazoa, Chordata, Actinopteri, Salmoniformes, Salmonidae.